CCAAGACUCACCAAGGCUCACCCACCAACCGCCCAAAAUGGCCCCCUCCCCCUGCGCCAUCUGCCACACCCAGCGGGCGGUGAUUAUCCGCCCGAAGGACCGCUCCAAGCUGUGCCGUGUCUGCUUCAUCCAGAUCUUCGAGACCGAAGUCCACGAAACUAUCACCACGACCUCGCUCUUCCACCGGGGCGAACGAAUCGCCAUCGGCGCCAGCGGCGGCAAAGACAGCACAGUACUUGCCUCCGUCCUGAAGACCCUCAACGAACGCUACGACUACGGGCUCGACCUCUGCCUCCUCUCCAUCGACGAAGGCAUCAAAGGCUACCGCGACGACAGCCUCGAGACCGUGAAGCGCAACGCCCAGCAAUACCGCAUGCCGCUGGAGAUCGUCAGCUACGGCGAGCUAUACGGAUGGACAAUGGACCAGGUCGUCGCGCAGGUCGGCAAGAAGGGCAACUGCACGUACUGCGGCGUGUUUCGGCGCCAGGCGCUGGACCGCGGCGCCGCCCGCCUGGGCAUCAAGCACGUCGUGACCGGGCACAACGCCGACGAUGUGGCCGAGACGGUGAUGAUGAAUCUGCUCCGGGGGGAUCUGCCGCGUCUCGCCCGCGGGACCAGCAUCGUGACGGGCUCGGCCGCGUCGGACGUCAAGAGGAGUAAGCCGUUGAAGUACGCGUACGAGAAGGAGAUCGUGCUGUAUGCGCACCACAAGCAGUUGGAUUACUUUAGCACAGAGUGCAUUUAUUCCCCCGAGGCGUUCCGGGGCAGUGCGCGGACGUUGAUUAAGGAUUUGGAGAAGAUCAGGCCCAGUUCCAUCUUGGAUAUUGUGCGCAGUGGUGAGGAUAUGGCGAGAUUGGUGCCUGCGGAGGUGAGGGGGAAGGGCGGCGAUGAGGACGGGGAGGGCGAGGGGGCGGCGGGUGGCUGUGGCAGUCAGAAUGGGCGGACGAGGGGCGGGGAGAUGGCGGAGAUGGAGAGGAAGUUGGCGGAGGAUGAGGCCGCUCAGGACCGGGAGACGGAGAUCACGUUGCCUGUUUCUUCGGGGAGGAAGAAGCAGAGGCAGACGCAGAAGCCCGGCUCCAAGGUCAAAUCCCAGGUCCUGGGCACGUGUGAGCGCUGCGGAUAUAUCUCCAGUCAGCGGGUGUGCAAGGCCUGCACGCUGCUGGAGGGGCUGAAUAAGAGUCGCCCGAAGACGGCGAUCGAGAUGGAGGUGGAGCUGGAGGAUGAGGAGAUUCCGUCGACGUUGAUGAGGCAUAUGGAGAAGGUCGAGCUGGGGGGGUGAUUGCGGACAGCCUGGAUGUCUAGCAGACGCAGACAGAUGCAGAUAAACCGAGACGCAGGCCGAGAGAAGACAGAAGACGGACAGCAUCGUCACUCCAUCCCAGGGCCAGCUAGACUGGUCCUGUCCGUCCACUUCCGUGCCACGACAGAUCCUACCCAGCUAUACCCACAUCCUCGCUCUACACCUAUAGCUUACACACACACACACACACACCUAUUUCUAGACACAAUUCUCUAGACAAUCUAAACAUCGCACAAUGAAC
This is a messenger RNA of Aspergillus heteromorphus CBS 117.55, 1541 nucleotides long. RefSeq names its product putative PP-loop ATPase superfamily protein. The coding region runs from base 38 to 1279 and encodes 413 amino acids. Gene Ontology annotation, molecular function: tRNA binding. The transcript has a single exon. Lineage: Eukaryota; Fungi; Ascomycota; Eurotiomycetes; Eurotiales; Aspergillaceae. Gene Ontology annotation, biological process: tRNA wobble position uridine thiolation. Gene Ontology annotation, cellular component: mitochondrion; cytosolic tRNA wobble base thiouridylase complex. The record is from RefSeq and is a predicted model, not a curated record.